CCAGGCCGGGGCGCCGCCCGCCCGCAGCUCGGGCGCGGACAGGAAGGAAGCGUGUGCCCGCGGGGCGGGCCCGCGGUGUGGCCCGGCCUGGUGAGCCUAGAUGGGCGUUCGCACUGCCGUGGUCAUUUCAGGCGAAGUGAACAGGAUAUUGGAGUCAUUCCAUCAAGCACCUACGUGAGGCAAGUGGACUGUAAAAAUUCACCAUGGCUUAUGUCUUGCCAAGAAAGAACACAGUGAAAACCAUUUUGCGGGGCAGGUGUUAUGAAGUACAGGAACCUUGGGACCUUGCACUGCUCACACAGACCUGGUAUACGAACCUAACCAACAUCCAAUUGCCUUUCUUGGGAGAAAUUACGUUUGGUAGUCCUUUACAGCUCCAAAAAUGUAAAACCGUUAAGGACGGUCUGCUCCCUUCUGCAGAAUCCAUCAAACUUGAAAGGGAGUAUGAAAUGAAGCGCCUGGAUAACCUGAAGCGCCAGGAAAACGCAGCUGAGGAAAUUCAGGUUUCCCUAAGGGAAAGGCCAGUGGGUUUGAGAAGACCUCUUCCACCUAAGUGACAGUCCUCUCAUAAUGGAAUCUGUAGAGCCAAUGAAGGGCUCUGACCCUUCCCUGUGUGGAGUUCGGUGCAGACGUAUGAAUGCCCUCUGGUGGACGAGCCAGCUUCAGGGUUAGUGGACAGCUCUGGCAGAUCUGAGUUCUCGCCACACACUUGUUCCUUUGUAUCACAAGCAACAGCACUGUAAGUAGAUGAAAUUGCAGCUGGAAUUGAGUCAUUUGUGCUAUUCAUUUUGAUUUUUGUAAAAUUGCACUAAGGGAAGUGGAAACUCCUUGUCAGAGACAUUAUUUUGAAGAACAUUUUGAAUUUACAUCUUUGAGAUCUUUGAGAUCCCAAGGAGGCACCAAAAAGGAGAGAGAGAAAUUCCUUUUAAAAAAAUUUUUAAAAAUUAAAUUAAAUUUUUUUAGUUGAAGUCACAUUG
Messenger RNA from Equus caballus (horse), 977 nucleotides. RefSeq names its product chromosome 3 C4orf36 homolog (gene C3H4orf36). The record is from RefSeq and is a predicted model, not a curated record. NCBI's taxonomy places the organism in Eukaryota, Metazoa, Chordata, Mammalia, Perissodactyla, Equidae.